Sclerotinia sclerotiorum 1980 UF-70 is the source of this 189-nucleotide messenger RNA. RefSeq lists its product as hypothetical. The coding region runs from base 1 to 189 and encodes 62 amino acids. The record is from RefSeq and is a predicted model, not a curated record. Lineage: Eukaryota; Fungi; Ascomycota; Leotiomycetes; Helotiales; Sclerotiniaceae. The transcript has a single exon.
AUGCCAAGUCAAAAGUGUGCAUGGUUUUUGACCCAAAUACUCGGGCCUUAUGCAUCUGAGCUUCAAGUUAUACAUAAUCUAGGCAUCGGAAUUCCUUCCUCCAUAUUAGGGUUAGGUCUUCCAGGUUUUUUAAUAACCUUACAUCAAUCAAUUCUCUCUUUGACCUGUACAUGGAGAAUUCGAUACUAA